GAUAUUCUUUCCUCUCUACAAAUCAGGUGGUCUUCCGGAAUUUAUCACUUGGAUAAACUAUGUUGGCUAGUUUACGAAAGGCUGUGAACUCGCCGCGUGCGAGCUGCGCGGUGCUGCAACAAACUCUACGACGACUUAGCCUAUUGGAGUACCAAAGCAAAGAUUUGCUCGCUCAGCACGGGGUUUCCGUCCAAAAGUUCCGUACUGCGGGUUCACCGAAAGAUGCGGAACAGAUUUCGCGCGAGUUCAGGGCUGACGAGUAUGUGAUAAAAGCUCAGAUAUUGGCUGGUGGACGAGGCAAAGGUGUCUUCGAUACUGGAUUCAAAGGUGGGGUGCAUUUGACGAAGAAGCCCGAGGAGGUACCCGGAUUGGUGAACGAGAUGUUGGGCCAUAAAUUGAUCACGAAACAGACGCCGAAAGAUGGCAUUCCUGUGACGAAAGUCAUGGUUGCCGAAUCGGUGGACAUCACAAGAGAAGUUUACGUCUGCAUUUUGUUGGACAGAUCCAGAGAUGGACCGAUCAUUAUUGCGUCCCCAGCUGGAGGAAUGGACAUAGAAGGAGUAGCUGAAAAAACGCCGCAUCUGAUCAAGACAUUCCCAGUGCCACUAAAUGGUCCAUUGAGCGAAACAAUUGCGUCAGAAGUCGUGAAAUUUUUACAAUUCGAAUCUUCGCGCGCUCCUGCGGCCGUGCGGGAGCUUCAGGCACUGUGGAAUUUGUUCACUGCUGUGGAUGCGACGCAAGUGGAAAUUAAUCCCCUGGCUGAAACAAAGGAUGGGAGAGUAGUUGCUGUGGAUGCUAAGAUAAACUUCGACGACAAUGCGGAGUUCAGACAGCGUGAAAUUUUCUCACUGGAGGACGCUGAGGAGAAGGAUCCUAGAGAAGUGCAAGCCGAGGCGUUCAAGUUGAAUUACAUAGGAAUGGAUGGAAACAUUGGUUGCCUUGUGAACGGCGCCGGAUUAGCCAUGGCCACAAUGGACAUCGUCAAGCUCCACGGCGGCAAUCCCGCCAACUUUCUCGACGUUGGAGGCUCUGUCCAGGAAGAUCAGGUGUACGAGGCAUUCCGUCUCCUCACUUCCGACUCUCGUGUCGAAGCCAUUCUGGUUAAUGUAUUCGCUGGUAUCGUCAACUGCGCCACAAUCGCUAAGGGCAUUGUGAAAGCGUCGAAAACAAUCGGACUUUCCGUCCCUUUAGUUGUUCGACUAGAAGGAACUAAUGUUGACGAAGCGCGGAGAAUAUUGGCUGAAUCUGAGAUGACUAUUGUGAUGGCGCAUGAUUUGGACGACGCGGCGAAAAAGGCGGUCGAGAGUACUCAAGAGCGAAAGAUGCAUUCUUCGACUAAUUCGAAGAGUGAGGAGCGAAAAUUUGCGAUGAUUCGCGAGAAAACUAUUCAACUAAUAUGUGGAAGUGCCGGGUAUGAUGUGGAUGAAAAAGCGUACGGAUUGAUCGCUGGGGACCUCAGUUACCGUAUUCGUGAUCUAAUCUACACCAGCAAGAUUUUUAUGAGGAGUGCAAAUCGCAAGAAAUUGACUGUGGAUGACAUAAACCGAACAUUGAAGCUGAAGCAUUUUCCCUCAAUUCUUGGGCAUUCUUCGAAAGACACUCCUGUCUUCAAACAUGUCGAGCAAGGGGGUUUCUAUUUCACAGAAGACAGUUUUGUGAAGUUGGUUGACCUUGCGUUUGACAAGACUCCCUUUUUCUUCCACGGACCCAGUCAUGUACAAACACGCUGGUUGGAUCACGGGUCACCAGAAUCAGAUUUCCGAAGUUCGCCGAUAAAAGUUCAGCAAUUGGAUCAAAAACCUCCGUUGGUGGAGAACCGUGAGAUGAAUUUGGGUGAUGAACUUCUGGAAAUGUAUCAGACGGCAAUUUCUGUUGUAUUGUCAGCCGAGUUGACAGAUGUGGAAGGAGAAGCCAUCGUUUGCCCAAUUCUCGAGCUUCUGAUGCAACCGCACAAUCCGCCAGAUUCAGUUGAGGACAUUCACUUGCGUUCCAAGUGCUUGCGAGUCCUCUCAACCCUCAUGCACGCCACGUGCAACGGGGCCAGUGUUCGAGAAUCAAUGGUUCAUGCAAAACUGCAGAAUUACUUCGAUUUGCCGACGGAGAAUCAUCGCGGCAUUUCUCGGGUCCUCGGAGUCUACACCACUUUGUCUCCGACCUAUGUCCUGAAGGACAUUGCCCGAACUGCCAUUGACCACAUGGACCACAUAUUAUCGAUGUUUCCGUCUCUGUAUUCAGAGAGUCCUGAUAUUUCCUGCGCCUUUGCCGAUGCUGUUGGCGAGCUGAAGCUUUGUUUGUAUUCUGUGUACAAACAUUUAUUACCGGAAGCAUUGGACGACCUUUACAUCGGUCCGGGUGUCCACAAGUACUCUCUUGAGUCCGUAGAAUUCACUCGACCUGCCGACCUCUUAUCCUCCUUCUACGACUUUUUCUACGGAACUUUUGGUGACGGGAUGCUUCACUUGCUUCUCCCACUCCUCAUUCCCCAAGAAUCUUAUGCCAAAGAAAUCGUGCGUCCGAGAAGAAGAAAAGUACCUGAGGAACCCCGAAUGACCCGCUACAAGAGCGCAUUCGCCACGUGGAGAACCAAAUUCAUUUGCGAACCCGGACAGUGGUUUGAGCGCUGUGAACGGAGGAGUUGGUUCGUCACCGUGAAUUUCGUGGGCGCGAAAUCGAAACCACCGGAAAAGCUGAGGUGUCCGAGGAACAGGUUAAAUCAUCCCGUGCAGUUUUUCGGGUAUCCGAAAGGACGGUGUCCGAAGGUUGAUUGGAAACCUUUGCCACAGUUGCCGAUGGGAGCUGAGAAGCGGUUUUGUGAAAGCUUACGUUGUCCGCCAGCUAAGAAUAUGUUCGACCAUUUUUACGCUGUGAUUCGUGGUCAUAAUCCUGGGAUUUAUUAUUGUUGGGAAGAUUGUCAGGAGGAAAUCGCUGGGUUCGUUGGGGCGCAUUAUGUGAAGUGCUUCACACUAGAGGACGCGGAAGCGAUUUUCUAUGAACCGGAUCCUGUCCGCGGUAGGAGUCGUCCGCCAUACAGGAGGUAUCCUUUUCCGGGGGCAUGUAAGCAGCCUUGGAUUCCUCCUAGAAUUCUGCGCGGGGGUCGUUCGGCGGAAAAUGGGGUGUUCGAUUUUACCGAUGAUGGAUAUGCCGUAUGUUACGCGGACGGAUCCUGUAUGGGCCGGUUGAAGAACGCUGGUGUUGGGGUCUGGUUUGGAGAUGAUCAUGUUGCGUGA
Molecule: messenger RNA, 3227 nt
Organism: Notodromas monacha
Lineage: Eukaryota; Metazoa; Arthropoda; Ostracoda; Podocopida; Cyprididae
Source: the annotation of a GenBank genome assembly